Capsaspora owczarzaki ATCC 30864 is the source of this 4191-nucleotide messenger RNA. Its product is annotated as DNA polymerase delta1 catalytic subunit. Lineage: Eukaryota; Filasterea; Ministeriida; Capsasporidae. Gene Ontology annotation, molecular function: nucleotide binding; DNA binding; 3'-5'-DNA exonuclease activity. The record is from RefSeq and is a predicted model, not a curated record. The transcript is spliced from 4 exons. Bases 176 to 4105 code for a protein of 1309 amino acids. Gene Ontology annotation, biological process: nucleotide-excision repair, DNA gap filling; DNA-templated DNA replication; DNA replication proofreading. Gene Ontology annotation, cellular component: delta DNA polymerase complex.
CGUAUUUUCGUUGAGGAUUUUGAUUUUUGUCUUUGUGCACGAAUUUCCCGCCAAAAUCGCUCAAUUUCCCGCCAACUUUUCCUCUUUGUCAUUUUUUUUUCUGCUUUCUCCAUCACUGCUGCUUCCCUGCCUGCCGUGUUCAAGUCUCAUCCCUGCUAGCUGACAACAUUCUGUCAUGGAUUCUACACCGAUGGAACCCGCGUCGACCAAGCGCAGAAUGGCCGAGAUCGACGAUGCUGGCUCAAGCGAUGCCUGCUGUGGCAACGCCGACCACACGCACACUCACGCGUCCCAAGACGGCUCGAGCAACGAGACGAGCAUGAACAAGAAGGUCCGCAUCGAGUACGAGACGAGCACUGACGAUGCCGCGCCAACCCCGAUGGACACGACGCCAUCCACAGUGACGGACGCGCCUGCUCCUCCGCGCAAGUCUGCGUUUGCAGCCAGCUUUGCGCGUACGCAGUUCACGCCUGCACCGCCGUCGAGCUCUUCCACGGCUGCACCCGCGACUGCAGCCCCGCCGCCGGUCGCGGCCAAAACGUCGGCCUUUGCAAGCGCAAAGCGUGCGCCGUUGCCUGCCGCUGCUGCCUCUACUUCUGCUGCCGCAGGUGCUGCUACAGGCUCAGCCAACAAGCCACCGGCACUUGCGCACAAGGGAUCGUCCUCAACGGGUGGCGGCUCGUUCGAGAGCGAGUUGGCUGCGUUCGAUGAGGAGGAAUUCGCCGAGAAUCGCGUUGAGAACAUUGAGAACGUGUACGUUGAUCCGACGCAGCUCAACAGCGCUGCGCUCUCCGAGGCUGUCACGAUUGGUGGCGGUGGUGGUGGUGGCAGCGGUGCCUGGCUACGUCGCCCCGUGCCGUCGCUCUCGCCAGCGACCGAUGCGCUGAUUUUCCAGCAGCUCGAGAUUGACACGUACAUGGGCGAGCAUCUUGCCGGCAUGCCUGGUGCUGACGCGAGCAGGGUGCCCAUCCUGCGCAUGUACGGCGUCACCGAGGCGGGCAACAGCGUCAUGUGCCACGUCCAUGGCUUCUUGCCGUACUUUUACGCACCUGCCGCUGGCUUGACGGAAGACCUGCUGCCUGGCUUUAUGCGCGUCCUGAAUCAAAACCUGCAACAGCAGCAACGCGUGGCGCGCGACAACCUGAGCGAAGUGGUGCUGUCUGUCGAGCUCGUCAUGAAGGAGUCCAUCAUGUACUUUCACAACAAUCGCAAGCUCCCUUUUGUGCGCAUCACCCUUGCUCUGCCGACCUAUGUGACGGCCGCUCGCAAAAUCCUCGAGCGCGGCCUGGACGUUCCGAAUCUUGGCUUCCGCGCCUUUGAGACGUACGAAACCAACAUUGAGUAUGUCCUGCGCUUCAUGAUUGACACCAAGGUGACGGGUUGCUCGUGGAUUGAGCUCCCUGCUGGCAAGUGGCAGCUUCGCACGCAUCAGGGCUCGGAAGAAAACCACGAUGCGUUCGGCAAGAAGGGCAAAGGCAGCAGCCUCUUUUCAAACACCUAUGGUGACAGCGCUGGUGGCUCUGGCAAGACUGGCCUGGCUGCGGCGGUGGCUGGGGCGCUGGCCGUGUCGCGCACGUCGCAUUGUCAGAUCGAGGUCGACGUCGCGUGGGACGCCUUCAUCUCGCACGGGGCGGAAGGCGAGUGGUCCAAGAUUGCACCCAUCCGCAUUCUGAGCUUUGACAUUGAGUGCGCGGGUCGCAAGGGCAUCUUCCCCGAGCCUGAGGUGGAUCCCGUCAUCCAGAUUGCAAACAUGGUCUCCAUCAACGGCGACAACUCCAAGCCGUUCGUCCGCAACGUCUUUACGCUCGGCACGUGCGCAAACAUUGUGGGCUCGGACGUCAUUGCGUGUGCCACCGAGCACGAGCUGCUGCGCAAGUGGGCAGACUUUUUCCGCGUUGUCGACGCAGACAUUGUGACUGGCUACAACGUGAUCAACUUUGAUUUGGGCUAUCUUCUCAACCGCGCCGCAACGCUCAAAGUCGCCUCGUUUCCGUUCCUGGGGCGCAUCCGUGGCGUGAAGACGACCGUUCGAUUUGCCACUUUUUCGUCCAAGGCGUACGGCACGCGCGAGAACAAGGUCAUCACCAUGGAAGGACGCUGCCCGUUCGAUGUCCUGCAAAUCCUGCAGCGCGACUACAAGCUGCGCUCGUACACGCUGAAUGCCGUUUCGGCGCUCUUCCUUGGCGAGCAAAAGGAAGACGUGCACUACUCGCACAUUUCCGAGCUGCAGAACGGCAAUGAGCAGACGCGCCGCCGCCUGGCCGUGUACUGCUUGAAGGACGCCUACCUGCCGCUCCGCCUGCUCGGCAAGCUCAUGUGUGUUGUCAAUUACAUGGAGAUGGCUCGUGUCACGGGAGUGCCGUUCAGCUACCUCCUCUCGCGCGGCCAGCAAAUCAAGGUCGUGUCGCAGCUCUUCCGCAAGGUUCGCGAGCAAAAUCUCGUCAUCCCGUUCGUCGAAUCGGGUGGCAGUGGCGACACCCAGUACGAGGGUGCCACGGUCAUUGAGCCAAAUCGCGGCUACUAUGAAAACCCCAUUGCCACGCUCGAUUUCGCCUCGCUGUACCCAUCCAUCAUGAUGGCCCACAACCUGUGCUACACCACGCUCGUCAACCCUGGCAUGAGCAACCGCCCAAGCGAGGCCGACUGCACCAAGACGCCCACGGGCCACAUUUUCGUCAAGCCCAACUUGCGUCGCGGCGUGCUGCCCGAGAUUUUGGAAGACUUGCUGGAGGCACGCAAGCGCGCCAAAAACGACCUCAAGAAGGAAACGGACAAGUUCAAGCGCGCCGUGCUCGACGGCCGUCAGCUCGCCCUCAAGAUCAGCGCAAACUCUGUCUAUGGCUUUACUGGUGCGACGGUCGGCAAGCUGCCCUGCCUCGAGAUUUCGUCGUCGGUCACCGGCUUUGGUCGCGACAUGAUCAAGCAAACGCAGGAAGCCGUGGAAAAGCAGUACACCAUCGCGAAUGGCUACCAGCAUGAUGCGCGCGUCAUCUACGGUGAUACCGACUCUGUCAUGGUGGAGUUUGGUGUGCCAGACACGCACACGGCCAUGAAACUGGGCACGGAAGCCGCGGCGCUGAUCUCGGCGCAAUUCAUCAAGCCCAUCAAGCUCGAGUUUGAAAAGGUGUACUUCCCGUACCUGCUCAUCAACAAGAAGCGAUACGCUGGCCUCUACUGGACCAACCCGGACAAGUACGACAAGAUGGACACGAAAGGUAUCGAGACGGUUCGCCGCGACAACUGCCCGCUCGUCAAAAACCUGAUUGGCACCUGCCUCCAAAAGCUGCUGAUUGAGCGCGACAAGGAAGGCGCCGUCCAGUUUGCCAAAGACACCAUCUCGGAUUUGCUCUGCAACCGCAUCGACAUCUCGCAGCUGGUCAUCACGAAGGCUUUGAGCAAGACCGCCGACGACGACGACGACGGUGAGGGCGACGGCGGCAAAAAGUCUGGCGGUGGCGGCGCUGGCAAAAAGAAGGCGUAUGCCGUCAAGCAGGCACACGCGGAACUCGCCGAGCGCAUGCGCAAACGCGAUGCCGGCUCUGCGCCCACGCUCGGCGACCGUGUUCCUUACGUGAUUAUUCGCGCUGCCAAGAACGCGCGUGCGUACGAAAAGAGCGAGGAUCCGCUGUACGUGCUCGAGCACAAUCUGCCCCUUGACACUGCCUACUACCUGGAAAACCAGCUGUCAAAGCCUCUGCUGCGUAUCUUUGAGCCCAUUCUCGGAAGCCGGGCGCAAACCUUGCUCGACGGCGACCACACCCGCACGAUCGCCGUUGCCACUCCGACCACCGGUGGAUUGAGCAAAUUCACUGUUCGCAGCAUUCGCUGUGUUGGUUGCAAAGUGCCCUUGGCGCGGAAUGAGGACGCCGUGUGCAGCAAUUGCAAACCACGCGAAGCACAACUGUUUCAACAAGAGAUUGCGGGCCUGCAUGCGCUCGAGAUGAAAUUCUCACGCCUUUGGACCGAGUGUCAACGAUGCCAGGGUAGUCUCCACGAAGAGGUUAUUUGCACCAGUUGCGAUUGCCCUAUUUUCUACAUGCGCCGAAAAGUGCAAAAGGACUUGAGCGAUCAACACGAGAUCGUGCGGCGAUUUGACUCGUGGUGAAGCGCGCAUUUUCAAAAAUAAUUGUGUUGAUUUUGUUUUUCUCUUUUGGACAAUGAUUACACAAAUUAAAAGCGUUUAGUGUUGAA